Messenger RNA from Cydia splendana, 1179 nucleotides. RefSeq lists its product as uncharacterized. NCBI's taxonomy places the organism in Eukaryota, Metazoa, Arthropoda, Insecta, Lepidoptera, Tortricidae. Bases 109 to 1023 code for a protein of 304 amino acids. The transcript has 8 exons. The record is from RefSeq and is a predicted model, not a curated record.
ACCUCGUUUCGUUUCAUUUUCCUUAAUUUCCUUGUGUAUGGUAUUUCUUCUGUUAUAUUAACAUUUAGCCAUUUACUCGUGGUAUUUGUAGAUCUAAAAAAAUGCACGAUGGUGUUCAUCUGCAUAAUUUGCAUGAUCAAACAACCGCCUUUGACACCUCUGAGCGCCGAACACAGGCAGUUACUCGAACUUAUUGUAUCUCCAGUAACAAAUACGACAGAGCUAAAAGGCUACCAAUGGCUGCAGUGCAGCGAUUGCGAGUUGUUGAUGCGGGCAGUUCACAAUCUUCAGCAAAGGGCGUUCAACGGUGUGAAGGCUUUUAAAUAUUUGCUGAGUAAACACAACAAACUAGCGACUACACAAAGUUAUGCACACACUACAUUUGCAACACCGGUUCUAGAAGCAAAACCGGAGCCAGUCACAAUCAAAAUUGAACCAGGAAUUGACCCCACAACCAAUCUGGAGGGCUCUUUGGCACCUGAAGAGAGAAACUUUCUGCACAAAGAAGUAAAUAUCAAAAUUGAGACAGAUGACUCCCAAAGAGAUUCUACCAUGAGUUGUGAUGCUGACAGCCAUCAGGAUCCGGAUACAACCCGCCUGGGCAUGAAAGAGUCUACCGAUCCAUUAAGAGAAUCUACAUCACUGUCACAAAAUAUAUUAAGACCGAUUAAAGUUAUUUCUGUACCUGUAUCGCAAAAUGUAAUAAAGAAAGUACCGGUUAUUCCACAAAAUGUAAUAAAGAAACUACCGGUUAUUUCACAAAAUGCUUCAAAUAGUCAAGUUAGAGUGUUUUCGAAAAAGCCGGAACCAAAACCACAAAUAAAAAAAGUUGUAAUAAUAGUACCACCAAAGAAUGUAGGGUCAGCAAAAGUUCCACCGUCAGCAAAAGUGGCCACAAUAACGCGUCCGAUAUCAAAGGGAAUGAUAGCGGAAAAUGCAGCUAAAGUGCCGAAACGAGAUAGUUUUGAGGCAGGGGCGGGUGGAUUUGAAUUAUUCCCUGGGUUUGCGCGCGCUCUUGAUUAGUACAAGUUGGAGAGAGAACGGGCUAAAAAGAAGAAGUAUAAGAGGAAGGCGGGACCGCGCGUGUCCUGCCCACACUGCCACAAGUCCUUGAAGGAUAAACACGGCCUUAAAUUACAUAUAUCUAUGAUCCACGGUGAAGCCAAGCCUGUCGCAUGC